UGUGCCAACGGGUCAAAAUCACGAGGGGGUCCCAGAUGGGAUAGCUCAUGCCAUUCAGGAAAAUGAGAAUAAACAUCUGUUGGAUGGUUCUCGGAAGGGAGAAAGUGCUUUACUGUCUGAUAAACAACCACAUGCGGAUGUUUGUAGAGAAGCAUGGGGAACCUUUCUGGACUGUUGGUUUUCCUCCUAACUGUGUACUCAGUAAAUUCUCUGAAGUGUUAUGUGUGCAGUUCCACUCCAUCUAACGAGCACUGCAACAGAAAUGCAGAGGAGUGUCAGGCUCCUCUUGAUACCUGCAUGACCACUGUGGACAUACUGGGUGAAGUGAAAGCAAUUGUGAAGCAGUGUUCCAGUUUGAGAACAUGUGCAGGGGCUGCAGGCACUGCCUCACUCGAUGCAAGUGGAAAUGGCAAUGAAGUUACAUGCUGUAGCAGUCACCUGUGCAACUUCAGCACUGCACCAACCAUUCAGCUGUGCACGUGGCUACUGAGUCUACCCCUGUGUCUACUCAUCCUACUCAUUAAACAAGAUGGUUAAAAGAUACACAAACUCAGCUCUAUUCAGUUUACACUUUUAUCUGACUGAAGCACACACUGCAAGUGCUCAAUAUUAAAAGGCCAGUUAAUUUUUUUCAGAGCACUGAAGUUUAAGAACCCUGCAUUAGGUUUGGUAAUGGAGAUCAAUAAGAACAUGGUCUUUUGUGGAUUUUAACGAAUGUUGUUCACACUCUGGAGAAUGCAUUACCAACCAACCAAGUUAAUUCAUUAAUUACAUACACGUACAGGGAAGACAUAAUUGCACUAAUAACACAAGUUUUCAUUCUUAAGCCGUUAAGCCGUUAAGCCGUUUCUGUUAAUGACAGUUCACUUAGUAGAUGCCGUCAUAUAUGUUUAACCAUUAAGUUACCACUCACAGAAGAAUAACUUGGGGUCUCAUAUGUUAAUGUAACAGUUCUGUUUAAUUCCUGAUGAAUGUCUAUUGGCAAAUAAAAAGUGCUCAAAUAUUCCAAAUAAAAUACAACCAAGUAUUAUUUACUACACCCGCACAUGUAUUCUUACUCAGGAAGAGAUUUAAAUCUUGCAU
Pangasianodon hypophthalmus (striped catfish) is the source of this 1083-nucleotide messenger RNA. RefSeq names its product ly6/PLAUR domain-containing protein 2. Bases 154 to 537 code for a protein of 127 amino acids. The transcript is spliced from 3 exons. The record is from RefSeq and is a predicted model, not a curated record. Lineage: Eukaryota; Metazoa; Chordata; Actinopteri; Siluriformes; Pangasiidae.